AUGGCUUUGCAGUGCAAGAACCCUCCCGCCAUAAAUUCAGGACUGCAUCGUACCUUAAACAUAGAAGAGGCUUCCUGCCUGCAUAACAAAGUCCGGACGUCAUGUUUCAGUGCCAAUUAUCGAUAUCUGCAAUACCCACUCGAUCGACUCCAGAUCCCUAUCUCCCAAUCACCCCAACCGGCCUCAACCCUGCCCACUCCCAUCGCUCUCCACUCCAUCUAUCCAUGCCUUGACCACUGUUCAAAGCUCAGCCACCGCCUCCAUGCAGCACAGACACCUCGAUUCGAGCAUAGCACUGAUUCAGAGUCGUACCAGCAACUCGGCUUGCCCGAUGAUGGGCUAGCGAGACGAGUAUCCGAGCCAACGUCUUUUUGA
Molecule: messenger RNA, 375 nt
Organism: Morchella importuna
Lineage: Eukaryota; Fungi; Ascomycota; Pezizomycetes; Pezizales; Morchellaceae
Exons: 4
Coding region: 1-375 (124 amino acids)
Source: RefSeq, a predicted model, not a curated record